Messenger RNA from Oikopleura dioica, 1251 nucleotides. The record is from the annotation of a GenBank genome assembly. NCBI's taxonomy places the organism in Eukaryota, Metazoa, Chordata, Appendicularia, Copelata, Oikopleuridae.
AUGUCUAUCAGACAUACAGUCAGUAAUGUUCUCAACCGGGGCAGAACGCCGAUUUCUGAGCUUCAGCCGAAUCGGGAAGAAAUCGUCCAUCGAAUGUACACAACCCUACAGAAAUCAUGCAGCAAGUCAGAUGAGCCGCCAAAAGAAAAGCAUAUACGAAAUGCGAUCGUACAAACUCACGAAGCUCGUUCCAGCGCUCUCUUUUGGCAACUAGCGGCGAAGCUUCCACUCGCUGUCAAUGCCCACUCGUGCUGGAAAUUUUCCUAUCUUUUGCACAAGCUCCUACGCGAGGGCCACCACUCAAUCUUCAGACAAUCACAGGCGUAUUUGGCGAAGCUCGAAGAGUUGUCAAGAUAUUGGAGUCAUAUUCAAGGAUACGGGCCGUUGAUUCUAUCUUAUAUGAAGCUUUUGAUACUGAAGAUUGAAUUUCACAACAAAUAUGAAUUCCUCCCAGGCUCCCUGAACCCUCCAUCAAAUAUAAAAGAAAAAGUUGGUGUCGAGCCUGAUGCUCAAUUUUGCUUUGUUCUUGAUGCCCUGGACUACCUUGAGAAGCUUAUGGAAACUCAAAAGGCCAUCUUUCGAACGAUGGAUAGAAGCAAGAACUCCACCUCGAGCGCGUCUGGCCACAACCGACUUUGCGCGUGUAUUCCGAUAAUCGCCGAUUCUGAACAGCUGUACUCGUUUUGCGUGAAAUUUUUAUCACUUCUUCAUAGCCAAUUACCUUCUGAGCCACUUUCCGGAUUCCGCACUCGCUUUCUUCAGAUUUACAACGAUCUCAAAGCUUUUUACGAACAAUGUGUCACUAUUUUGUACAUUCGCCAGCUUAUACAAGUACCUAUGCUCCCCUCAUCAGCCCCAGAUUUCCAUUCCAAUAUUCCCGAAGUAAACGAUGCCCAUCAAACCCUCCGCAGAGCGAAUCAGAUCGAGGAACGACCUCCCAGUCCAGAACCUUCAACGACAGAAUCGCUCAUCGACAUUGACGAAAAUCAUGGUUUUUCGCAGAUUCAAGAUGAUCAAUUUCAAAUCUACGCGCAGCUAGAAAAGGCACAAGAGGAAGUCUCAAGACUGCAGACAGACCUAACCAACACGAAAAAGGAACAAACUAUCGAAGUCACAAAACUACUUGAAUACAUUUCUCAACUAGAGCGCGAAAAACUUGAAGCUGAAACAUCGAAGCUAUCGUUGGAAACAAAUCAAGCCACGGUCAACUCCCUCAAGACAGAAAACCAAGAGCUCACAAAGAAAAAGUAG